AGGGGGCGUGCCGUGCCGAGAGGGGUAAAAGCGCUGCUGCAGGGAAGGGGUGAGGCUGGCGGAGUAGGCAUCUCUCGUUCCCUGUCUUCUGCAGCUUCGGCUCCGCUCCCCGCGUCCACGCAGACCAUGGCUGGGCCCCUGCGCGCCCCGCUGCUCCUGCUGGCCGUCCUGGCCCUGGCUGUGAGCCCCGCAGCCAGCGCGAGCCCGGGCCGCUCGCAGCGCCUUUUGGGCGGCCUGGAGGACGCAGACGUCAAUGAGGAGGGCGUGCAGCGCGCGCUGGACUUCGCUCUCAGCGAGUACAACAAGGCGAGCAACGACAGGUACCACAGCCGCGCGCUGCAGGUGGUGCGCGCCCGCAAGCAGAUCGUGGCUGGGGUGAACUACUUCUUGGAUGUGAAGAUCAGCCGAACCACAUGUACCAAGUCCCAGUCCAACUUGGCCAACUGUCCUUUCCAUGACCAGCCACAACUGAAGAGGACGGUGCUCUGCUCUUUCCAGAUCUACACUGUUCCCUGGGAGGGCAAAAUCUCCCUGACGAAAUCCAGCUGUCAGAAUGCCUAAGAGUCUGUGCCAGGCUGGGCCACCCUGACUGCCUCUUCCCAGCCCCCUUGUAAUUCUCCCAAUGCUUAGAUUGGUGGCCUGCACCCUGGUGGAAGUCUCCCCAUGCUCCGGUACCAUGAGACAAAUAGAGGUGGUGUCCUGAGGCAUUUGUGAGCAGCCAAGUGGCUCUACCCCGGUCCUUCCUUCUCACUGCCUGUCACAUACACCGGCACGUGGUGCAUAAGCACUGCUCCACCGUCCUCAAUAAAAAAGUAGCAUCGUU
Molecule: messenger RNA, 823 nt
Organism: Cynocephalus volans (Philippine flying lemur)
Lineage: Eukaryota; Metazoa; Chordata; Mammalia; Dermoptera; Cynocephalidae
Product: cystatin-C-like
Exons: 3
Coding region: 127-561 (144 amino acids)
Cellular component (GO): cytoplasm; vesicle
Molecular function (GO): cysteine-type endopeptidase inhibitor activity
Source: RefSeq, a predicted model, not a curated record